CCUCGGUGUGGCGCAAGAGACUUGACUCGCAGCUUCUAGUUGGGACUCUAUCUACACUUGAGACAUCUCUGUACAUGGGGUUAAAGACGAAGCAUGGAUCAAAUUCAAGAAAAAACAAGCAAGGAGGUCGAUAUUUAUCGUGACACAUGGGUCCGCUUCUUAGGCUAUGCCAACGAGGUGGGAGAGGCAUUCCGUGCCCUGGUGCCAGUGAGUGCUGUAUGGGCCACAUAUGCAGUUGCCACCGUGUAUGUUUCCGCUGAUGCUGUGGACAAGGGGAAGAAGGCUGCCGUGGAGCAUGGUGACAACCCAGGGAAGACAACCAAGGUGGCUGUAGCAGUGGUGGAUACGUUUGUAUGGCAGGCCCUGGCCUCGGUCGCUAUCCCAGGCUUCACCAUCAACCGUGUGUGUGCCGCCUCUCUUUACCUCUUGGGCAGAACCACGCGCCUGCCUCUCUCCGUACGCAAGUGGACCACCACUGCCAUCGGCCUCUCCACCAUCCCCUUCAUCAUCCACCCCAUCGACAGGGGAGUGGACUUCCUGCUGGACUCCAGCCUGCGUAAGGUCUACGGUCAAUCUGCAGGAGAGAGGCAUGACUAAUAAGCACCACGACCACCCUGCAGCCUGGUCCUAGUGUCCCUGGACCGGGACAGGUUAGCUCCACCAGGAAAUUGACCCCACCCACCCUCUGUCCCAGACAGCACUUCCUCCCAAGCCAUCUGAAAACUCUGCUGAUCACUCUACUGUAACAUCACUGUGAAGCAUAAAGCCAAUACAGCAGGGUUACUCCACUCCAGUCCUCCAGGGCCACUACUGUCUGCCACUUGUCUAUGCCCCUCUGUUUAUUCCCAUCUUUUCAUUUUAAACUCCAAGUUAGGGGGACCUAUGUUUCUUUGGCCAGUCAAUGACUUAGAAUCAGGGAGAAAAGGGAUCCAACAGACAGUGUUGCCCUCCAGCACUGGAGUUGAAUACCUGUGGCUGCUACUGGCCUGCAGAGCCCACCUGUUAAUUUUCAGACCUCCACUUGGCUUGUAUCCAGGUAACUCUUGAUGUUAGCCAUAUUUGGGAAUAUUCGGGUCACUGUCCUUAGACCUGGCAUUAAGGACCUAUUUUCAUUACAUGUUAACAUUACCGUUGUUUUUGUUUAUUUCUGCCUCAAAAAUAAUGUCUUGUACGGUUGUCUGUCACUUUGAAUAGAUAUGUACAGAGUAUAUUGUGAUGCACUUUUCAAUGUUCAGUCUUGAGAUUAACCUGAGUGCUUCUUGUCAUUUAUUACAGAGGUGAACCGAAUAGAUGUAAGAAUUCUUGAGGUUUUGGUUGGCUCUAAAGAUUCAGUUACUUUGGUAGCAUCUAAGGCAUAGAAAGUACUGUAAUAGUUGUGUAACAUGCCCUAUGCAGAAAGCAUAUGAAGGGAAUAUGCAUAAAAUACUGUAAUUAUUGACAAAGAUUUAGGCUACUCUGGAAGAGAACCCAUCAGUAUACAAAGCUGUGCUGCAAUAUGCAAGGAAUCUUGAGUCAUCUUAUUCAAAAAUGGGAAAUGCUAUUGGAAUAUGUAAAUCAGGGCGCUCCAAUUCUGUUCCUGAAGAGCUACUGUUGUGUAUGUUUUUGUUCCAACUCUAAUCUAGCGCACCUGAUUCUAAUAAUUAGCUGGUUGAUAAGCUGAAUCAACUGGGGUUGGUUUUAAAACAGGUUGGAGAGCCCUGAUGUAAAUGAAUGUGAUAUACUGAAUUGGGAAAUGUUGCCAAUUGUUCAUACACCAGAACAAAUAUUUAGCAAUAAUUUUCAUUUAUCUUCUCAGUUAUAAGUCAACUUCUGUAUUUUUAAUAUAUUGAUUACUUAAAAAUGUUUUGUCACCAAAAAGCAACAUUUUUGUGAUAGUUUGAAUGUUUUUUUCUAAUUAUUUCCCCACAGUCACAUAAUAAAUUUCAUAUUUCGAUAUCAAUAUAUUUUCAUGCUGGAAACAAGGGAAUGUUUAACUGUUGUUCAUUUCAUAAUAUGUUUGUUUUAGCCUUAAAAUUCAAAUAUGUUUUCAAACCUACUACUGAUGUACAUUUAUAUUUUCUUUUAGUUGUCAGAGAAAUUGAAAAAAAUGUUCUUUGACAAAAUAAUUUAUCAUCGAAAGUGAAAGUAAUACUGCAAUGGGCAGCUAUUUAGCUAUCCCCUACUCUGAAACUGUUUAAAAAUAUAUACUGUCGAAAAACAAUA
Molecule: messenger RNA, 2202 nt
Organism: Oncorhynchus masou masou (cherry salmon)
Lineage: Eukaryota; Metazoa; Chordata; Actinopteri; Salmoniformes; Salmonidae
Gene: mtfp1
Product: mitochondrial fission process 1
Exons: 4
Coding region: 94-597 (167 amino acids)
Biological process (GO): mitochondrial fission
Cellular component (GO): mitochondrion
Source: RefSeq, a predicted model, not a curated record